UUGGACGGCUCAAAGUUUUGACUGAGUCCCCACCAUUUGUUGCUUUAGAACAGAUGUUUACAGAUUUAAAUCCUGGUGGUAGAUUCAAGCCAAAUGACUGUUUGUCCAGAAGUAAGGUUGCCUUAAUCAUUCCUUAUAGAGAUAGAGAAGAACAUUUGCGCAUUUUUCUACACAAUGUGCAUCCAAUACUACAAAGACAACAAUUAGAUUAUGGAAUAUAUAUAAUAGAAGAGACAGCUAAUAUGAAGUUCAAUAGAGCAAUGUUAAUGAAUAUAGGAUACGUAGAAGCUUCCAAACAAUAUCCAUAUGAUUGUUUUAUUUUUCAUGAUGUUGACCUCAUUCCAGAAGAUGAUCGCAACUUAUAUAACUGUCCCGAACAACCACGCCACAUGUCUGUGGCAAUCAACACAAUGAAUUAUAGAUUACCUUACAAAGACAUCUUUGGAGGAGUAAGUGCCUUGAGCAAAAAGCAUAUGAAAAUAGUCAAUGGUUUUUCAAAUGAGUUUUGGGGAUGGGGUGGUGAAGAUGAUGAUAUGUCCAACAGGAUUAAACAUCAUGGACUUAAAAUUUCUAGAUAUUCUUCAAAAAUAGCCAGAUAUACUAUGCUUAAACAUAAAAAAGAUGAACCAAAUCCUGAUAGGUACAAUAAACUUUAUAAAGGAAAAUAUCGAUAUACUAAAGAUGGCCUGAGUAAUUUAAAAUAUAAACGAUUAGAAAUAGUAUUUAAAAAGCUUUACACUUGGGUGUUGGUGGAAAUUGAGCCUAUCAAGUAGAUAAAAUUCUUCUCUAAUACUGUUGUCACUGAAAGCUUUCCAGAGCACAAUCCACUGCUGACAUCUUUAUGCCCUUUGUGUGGCACUAUGGACCUGCCAUUCUUAUAGCAAUCAUCAUCAAAUGUCAUUUAUAUCCUGUGAAAAUUUUCUGUGAACUUACCAAGAUUGCCAUAACAGUUGAUAGUAAUAAUUUUGACUCAUUAAGUUCUGCAUGGGAGCUUGAAUAACAUAUUCUGCAAAUAGCAUUCUUACUAACAGGAUGAUUGAAGAAGACUUAGUGACUGUGCACAUAUAAUCUGAACCGGAUCUGAGACUGUAGUGAUAUGUAUUUGCUGCAGUGUAACUCCACUGGCAUUUCUGGACAAACCCUAUAUAUUUUAUUAAAAAUGCAUUUGUCACAAUUUUUCUUAAUUUUUUAGGGGGAAUAAAUUGUGUUGGUUCCAUUUCUCUGUUAAA
Molecule: messenger RNA, 1229 nt
Organism: Parasteatoda tepidariorum (common house spider)
Lineage: Eukaryota; Metazoa; Arthropoda; Arachnida; Araneae; Theridiidae
Source: RefSeq, a predicted model, not a curated record